Cydia amplana is the source of this 2565-nucleotide messenger RNA. RefSeq lists its product as uncharacterized. Bases 1 to 1692 code for a protein of 563 amino acids. The transcript has 2 exons. Gene Ontology annotation, molecular function: RNA binding; zinc ion binding; double-stranded DNA binding. Lineage: Eukaryota; Metazoa; Arthropoda; Insecta; Lepidoptera; Tortricidae. Gene Ontology annotation, biological process: activation of innate immune response. The record is from RefSeq and is a predicted model, not a curated record.
AUGUACGACGAUCAAGACGAAGAAAGAAUUUUGAGUAUCCUAAGCUCAGAAAUUGAAGACGAGAAAAUGGCGGCCGACGCGUGUGCUAGUCUUUUAAACCUCACUGUCAUGACGGACAGUAUUACGAAGUUUAGCGGCGACGAUAAAGCGCACACGGCGUCGAAAUGGGCGCAAGAUAUAGAAGAUAACUCAGAAAUCUUCAGCUGGACGGAGGCGCAGAAGCUCGUGGUGGCGCGUAGAUCCUUGGUGGGCACGGCGGCGUUAUGGUUGCAGUCCGAGAAAACCUUUAAGAAGUACGACGAGCUUAAGGCGGCAUUGCUUAAAGAGUUCCCGGAUGCAAUCAACACUAAGGAAAUGCACGAGCUUAUGGGCAACAGAAAGAAGAGAAGAGAAGAGUCUUACUAUCAAUACAUGCUCAUUAUGAAGGAGCACGGUAAGCGAGCUAAGUUUCCGGAUUACGUCGCGAUACAAUACAUCGUUGACGGCAUUACGGACUACGAACCUAAUAAAUCUAUAUUAUACGGGGCUACUACUUAUCCCGUACUCAAGAAGUUGCUUUUAUAUGAAAAAAUGAAAACUAAAACGAAGAAAGAAGACAAAGAAGCUAAACCUAAUAAGAUAGAAAAGGACACGAAGUAUAAUAGUUCAUCGUUAUCAUCAAGUCGAAAAAGGUGCUACAAAUGUGGUGAAGAAGAUCAUCUGGCGGUAACAUGUUCUAGAGGGGUGAAAUGCUAUUUUUGCAACGAUUUUGGUCAUAUAAGCAGAGAAUGUCCAUCGAAAUCCAAGGAACGCGGUGGCGGCGGCGGCGCCGGCGCGGCUGGCGGUGCGGAUUCGUCGGUAAAGCAGUCUCGCAUAAGCGGCGCGGGUGAGAAAGCGAGACAGCAAGCAUCUCCGUCGGUAAAGCAGUCUGCAGCGGUGGAUAUUCGUCGGCAGUCGGCCAUGUUUGGAAUACUGGCCAAUGAGGAGGCAGACGUCAACAUGGCGGAUGACAGCGUUGACAGUUACCGGCAUGAUGUAAACAUUGCGACUAAAGUUGACGAAUCGAAGACGAAAACUAAUAAGAAAAAGCCGAUGAAGUCAAUUAAUUUGUGCGGAGUGGAAAUACAGGCGUUAGUAGACUCUGGCAGUGGAUUCAAUUUGAUAAAUAAGGACUCGUUCCACGAACUUAAGGUGAAAAUGUGUGAUGAUGACUCUGUGUUUACCGGACUCGGUAUGAAGGAUAUAUUUCCUUACGGCAAGUUCUACGCUAAUAUGAUCAUCGACGAGACGUGCUAUGGUGACACAAUAUUUCAUGUUGUACCUAAUGAUUGUAUGCCGUAUAAAUGUAUUGUAGGUCGGGAAUUUCUUGACACUGUGACCAUGGUUAUGUGCAAAGGUUCCGUAAAGUUCUUGCCACUUGAGGAUGAGGGAUGGCUGGCGCGUCUGGAUUGUGUGUGUGAGGUAUUCACUGUUUCAGAUCACGUACGCGAUGGUACGGUAAGGGAAGAGGUCGAGCGUCUGGUCGUCGAAUACAACCCCGUGCAGACCAGAGAGGCGCCGAUCGAACUGAAGAUCAUUCUCAAAGAUGAUGUCCCAGUGGCGCAGCGUCCCAGAAGGCUUUCCAUCGUGGAGCAGAACAUUGUGGAGGAACAGGUUAAUGAGUGGAUGCAAAAAGGAAUUAUACAGCCCAGACGGAGCAAGAGGCGCUACUAAGGCUGCAACGGGUGUUGGAGGUUGCUGCAGAGUAUGGACUUGAAAUUAACUGGAAGAAGGCCAAGCUAAUAUGCCGAGAGAUUGAGUACCUAGGCCAUCUGGUUAAAGAAGGUCAAGUACAGCCAAGUCCAGAGAAGGUAGAAGCAGUAGCGCGAUACCCUGAGCCUGUGAAUGUCAAGCAGAUCCAAAGCUUCAUUGGAUUAACCUCAUAUUUCAGAAAGUAUAUAAGGGACUUUGCGCAGAUAGCAAGACCCUUAACGGAUAUUUUGAAAAAAGAUGCAAAGUUUACCUUUGGUCCUGAGCAGCAAGAAGCAUUCAAUAUUUUGAAACAGAAGUUAAUGAGUGAGCCAGUUCUCAAGAUUUUCAACCCGAAGCUUCAUACCGAACUUCACACUGAUGCGUCGAGCCAGGCUCUGGCAGGUAUACUUCUGCAGACCAGUGAAGAUGGAGAACUGCACCCUGUAUACUAUAGAAGUAGACAUACAAGUGAAGCUGAGAGCCGAUAUUCGAGCUAUGAGCUCGAAGCUCUAGCUAUAGUGGAGAGUGUGAGGAAGUUCCACCACUAUCUGUUCGGUAUACAUUUUAAGAUUGUGACAGAUUGUCAAGCUUUUGAGCUUACUUUGAAAAAGAAGGAGUUGACACCGAAAGUGGCAAGAUGGGUGUUACUACUGGACCAGUAUGACUAUGAGAUAGAGCAUCGAGCUGGUGCCAAGAUGCCGCACGCAGAUGCGCUUAGCAGGAAUCCAUAUGUGGCCACAGUAGUAAGCCUACAUGAGAAGAUUGGUCAAGCUCAAGAAAGAGAUGAAGAGCUCAAUGCCAUUAAACAGCUGAUUUUGAAAGAUGGGCAUUACAAUGACUAUUAUGUGGAAAAUG